Oreochromis aureus is the source of this 1427-nucleotide messenger RNA. Its product is annotated as hereditary hemochromatosis protein homolog. The record is from RefSeq and is a predicted model, not a curated record. The coding region runs from base 267 to 701 and encodes 144 amino acids. Lineage: Eukaryota; Metazoa; Chordata; Actinopteri; Cichliformes; Cichlidae. The transcript has 6 exons. Gene Ontology annotation, biological process: immune response. Gene Ontology annotation, cellular component: external side of plasma membrane.
UUUUAGGAACUUCGCACACCGUGACACCCCACGUUCCGCUUACACAAGGAUCACAAAGCUAUAUAGGGCAAACAACGCCUCUAAAAAACACAAGGUUCAAUAAGUUGUCCAGAAAAACCUACAGAAGCGGGGGCAAUAAGACCAAGCCUUACGUUAGGCCCGAGACAGAGUACACAGUGUGUCAAGAACCGGGGCCAUCCGGAAUAACACAGAACAAAGUCGAUCACACAACCCCUUGCCACUACGGACCCCUUGAAGACCCCUUGAUGUUUUUGGAAUAUUUACGUGAUAUUGAACUCCCAGAACAACAAGAAAAACCACAACCUUUGGGCAACGUCGGAGAAUCGGAAGAAUUCUUCAUCACCGGGCCACACAUACCAGCGAGUGUUCACAUUUUACAGAUGAGAGAAGGCUGUGAAUGGGAUGAAAAAACUGGAGAGGAGACUGGAUUUUUGCAGUACGGUUAUAACGGAGAAGACUUUGUUGAGUUUGAUCUGAAGACACUGACAUGGAACGCACUGAAACCAGAAGAUGCCAUUACUAAACAGAGAUGGGAUGCUGACAGUGUUAGAACAAAUGUCAACAAAAACCUUUUCAUUAACAUUUAUCCAAAGUGGAUAAAGAAGGUUUUGUCCUAUGGAAAAGGCUCCCAGCAGAGAAGAGGUAGAAUCACAACACCUGAUGUGGUUUCGUGGAUGUAGUAGUAGUAGUAGUGUUUAUUUUGUUUAUUUUGUAUUGCAUAGUCUUCCAAAAAAAAAGCAGUUGUAUGGCACAACAUUUUGGCUUAUUUUGUAAUUAUUGUAAUCAUUGUAAUCAAGAAGGUAACUCUGAAAGAGGCUCGAUCCACACACGUCUGCUACUAUCUGUUAUUGAUCAUUUCAGUUUAAAAUUUCUGUCAAUAAGACUUUCAGGCACAAAGAAUGAAAAAUAAAAAAAUAAUAGGGAGGGUGCUGACAGAAAAAUUAUUAAGUACUCAUUGAGAUGAAGAGGUCUUUAAGUAAGAGAGGAUCUUUUACAAAAAAAACAAUACAAAAAUGUAAACAGGUAGCUAAUGCAAGGGCAUAUUAUACAAUUAUUAAGAAAACUGUGUGCAAGGGUAGUUGUAGAUAAUGUAACAUUCUAAAAUAUUGUAAUGAAAUCAGUUUCAUAAUCUUUAUAGCUUAUCCCAUUUAAAGGUCAUUUAAAGUAUUUUCCCAAAUUUAGCUUUACCGCUUGUUCAUACUAACGUUAAAAUGUACCGUGAUGUGUCUUCAGAUCCUAGUUAUCUCUCUACAGAAAACUGGACCAGCUCCCAUUCAAAAAUCCUAGGGCUAUUAACACAAUAGACUAAGGACCCUAGAACUGAAGAAGCUUCUCGAAUGAGAGGUGAAACGUCUUCAAGCAACUUAAAGAAGUCUAGAUGCUUUUUUUCUUUCCAAGCUCCUUAG